This is a messenger RNA of Asparagus officinalis (garden asparagus), 2039 nucleotides long. Its product is annotated as transcription factor bHLH49. Gene Ontology annotation, cellular component: nucleus. Lineage: Eukaryota; Viridiplantae; Streptophyta; Magnoliopsida; Asparagales; Asparagaceae. The record is from RefSeq and is a predicted model, not a curated record. The transcript has 7 exons. Gene Ontology annotation, molecular function: DNA-binding transcription factor activity; protein dimerization activity. Bases 697 to 1953 code for a protein of 418 amino acids. Gene Ontology annotation, biological process: regulation of DNA-templated transcription.
UCUAUUUCACUAUACAAUAACAACAUAAACAAAGUUAUAACUAUUCAAUAAACUUGAAGAUUUCAGUGAAGGGAGGCAGAGGGUUAUAAAGGAGGAAGGAAUCUGAAGUUGGGCAUCUUUACUUCUUUUUCACUUUUAGCUGCGUGUAUGUAUGGCUGUGUGUUAUUGUUUUCUUUGCACUGACUCAACAGUGAGGGAGACUGUCUCUGCUUUUCUUUUGGAGCUCUCCGAGUCUGACCCCAAGCGAAGAAAGUAAGAAAGAGGAUAAGGAAAAAAGGGGUACUUAAUUCUUGGGCCUCUCUCCAAUCUCCCCUUUUCAUCUCUGAAACCAACGCAAUCUUGGUUUACUUGCUUUUGUGUUGGGGGAGUUAGUAGUGAGCAUUUCACUGUGUCUUCACUUGUUCUGUUUAGGAUUUCGUUCGCUGCUAUUUAAUGCUUUAGAGAGGGCCAACUCGUAGAAAUCCUAGAGAAUAUUUCUUUCUUCUUUUUUUCUUGUUGCCUUUACUGCAAAUAAAAUAAAAAGAAAGCUAUUGAUAUCUUGAUCCCUUUGCUCUUCACAUGAUCUGGGGUUUGUUUAUGUUUGAGGAAUCUCAACUUUUAGUUGGUGGGUCUAAUGAAUUGGGAUUGUUCUCCUUCCUUUGUUCCUCAGAUUUUGUCCAAUUCGGUUGAAUAGAUCUCUUUCUUAUUCAGCGUGAGAUGGAUUUAGGUGAAAAGGAUGAGUUUGGGCUAGUGAAAAGAGCUGCAGAUCAUUUGAACUGUCACGCUGACUGGCAAUUUGAUCCUUGUUCGAUAGAAAACCCAAUGAAUUCCUCUUCUUCUCAGUGCCCAUCAGAUUCCAUGGUAGAUUCUUUCAGUUCUCCCCUCUACAACCAGCAAGCAAAUCCACAAAUCUCAGUCGGAAAGUCGCUUCCAAUGAGUUGGAAUCCGUCGGUUCUCCCCCCGGGCCUCCCCAACUUCCCGGCUGAUUCGGGUUUCAUCGAGAGAGCUGUGAGGUUCUCUUGCUUCAAUGGAGGCAAUUUCAGUUCCAUGGUGAACAGCCCUUUUGCUCCAAGUGAGCAGUUGAGCCCAUAUGCUUCAAAAGGUCCUUCAGAGUCCCCGAGUCCAAUUAAUGAUGAUCAAAGAGAUAACAAGAGGGUCAGCGACGAGGCGGGCGAGGUUGAGUUCAGUGGAGAUGUGCAGAAAAAUUCUUCCUCUAUAGGAAAUGCUGCUAAGAAAAGUAAAAAAUCCAAUUUGGAUAUGGAGUUGGACCAAGUACAAGGAGUUGACGCCACAAAGGAGAAUUUGGAAAGUAAGCAGAAAGGGGAGCAAAAUAGCUCAACGGGAGCUGCUACUAAAUCUUCAGGAAAAAAUGCGAAGGAUGGAGCAAAUGGUGCCAAGGAAGAUUACAUUCAUAUCAGAGCUCGGCGUGGCCAAGCAACUAAUAGUCACAGUCUUGCAGAAAGGGUGAGGAGAGAAAAGAUUAGCGAACGGAUGAAGUUCCUUCAAGAACUUGUUCCUGGUUGUAGUAAAGUAACUGGGAAGGCAGUCAUGCUGGAUGAAAUCAUCAACUAUGUGCAAUCACUACAACGUCAGGUCGAGUUUCUGUCAAUGAAACUUGCAGCUGUGAAUCCAAGACUAGAUGUCAACAUAGAAAGCCUUUUAUCCAAAGAUCUUCUUCAAUUGAGGGGAGGUUCGUCAUCUGCUAUCGGUUUCUUGCCAGAAAUGAUUCAUCCUCAGUCGCAUAAUGCUCAACAGGAUUUGCUUCAAGCAGGAAUAGCUGGCAUGGGUAACCCCUCAGACACAAUUAGAAGAGCACUGAAUGCUCAGCUUACUUCGAUGAGUGGAUUCAAAGAGCCUCUGCAUCAGAUGCCAAAUUCUUGGGAAGAUGAGCUCCAUAACAUCGUUCAGAUGAACUUCAGUUCAAAUCCCGCCUUCAACCCCCAAGACUCAAAUGCUAAACCUCAAAACUAUUGAUUGCUCUUUUCUGCAGAAUUCAAAACUGAGGUUGCGGUUGAAAAUUUGCUGCUUGUAUAGCUGGAGGCAGUUAAGACGUAACUUUG